AUGGCACCGCCCGCCGGCACGUCUUCCCAGAACACUGCGUCGAAAGGCGGCGCGGGCGAGUCCUCUCGCGCGUCGCGCGCCCGCCACUCACGGCACCGGCAUCGCGGGAGGAACGGCGCCGCACGCCGCGCGAUUCCACCAGCUGGGCACGAGUCCUCUUCGUCCAGACUCUCGGUUUCUUCAGACGGAGCGUCCUCCUCGCACGAAGUGCUGCACGCGCCCCCUACGGUGGUCAGCGCGAACCCGUCGAGUGUAGGUACACCGGCCCGCGCGGCGGAGAUGCCGCACGCUCUCGACGCUGCUGCGCGACCCGCUCAGUCUGCGCCUGCGGCUGCCUCGACACGGCGCUCUGGAGACAGACAGUGGCGGCGGAGGUCGAGCGACGCACACGCGCAAGUUCGGGAGGGUGCGCGACCGACUCUGGAUGAAGCGGUUCGUGGCGCGAUGGCUGCCGUGGCGGGGAACAGCGAGCCUCAGGGGCGUGGCAAGCCUGCAGAGGCGGUGCGUGCAGAUGUAGCACCGGCUGCCGCCCAGGCUGCACCAGAAGCAGUCGACGAGGCUGUUCAACGGGAGUGCACACAGACACGCGGGGAAACUGGCGUGUUACCAGAGGCACAGCCUGCGUUCCAAGGCUCUCCUGAGAAGACCAACACUUCGCUUCGCGAGGCUAGCUCCGCCGCCACGGGGACUGGGACCUCUACGUGGCCUCUGUCCUCUGCCUUGGCAUCUGCGAACGACUCGCUGAUUCUCGAGUCACACAUCGCCACGCACUCAUCAGCUCUGUCAUUCGCGUCGCCUGUAUGUACACCGGAGCCCGAGGCGGCGGCGUUCGCCGCGGAGGCUCCGGGUGCUGAGCCUCGCUCUCUCGAAUCGCAGCCCGUGGCGGACCCAAGGAAAAACCCCGCAAGCGACCUUUCAGUCGGUCUGCAAGCCAACGAGAAGACCUUAUCUUCGGCAGCCUUUUCUAUGCCGCCUCCCAAUUCUCCUCCCGGGGCGCCGUCGGCUGAGUCUCGGGGGGACGAGCAUCGCCUCGUCGUUGCCUCCUGCGCCCCCGCAGGCGUCUCGUCGCGCAGCGCGCCCCAAGACGCGGCUGCCGCCGCGGCGGGCGAAGCCGCUGUUCCGCUGACUGAGCCCGCGUCGCCGUCGGCCGCGUUUUCGUCUCGCGUGCCUUCCGGGGGGACGCUCUCGCGCACGGCGUCGCUGGCGGGCGCGCUGGCGCCGAGCGCGUACUGCGACGCGCUCGCUGCGACUCCGCCUGCGCCGCUGGCUUUCUGGCCGUCGCUGCGGCUCGGUCGCCUGGCGAACGGGCUCGAGUAUCGCGUGCUGCAGCACUCGUUCCCUGCGCACAAGAUCGCGGCGCAUUUGGUGGUGCAGGCGGGCAGCGUCCACGAGGAGGAGCAGGAGCAGGGCUUGGCGCAUCUGCUGGAGCACUGCGUCUUCCAGGGCACGCAGAAGUUCCCCUCGGCGGCCCGCGUGCGGCGCGAGCUCGGCGCACUCGGCAUGUCCUUCGGCGGCGACUUGAACGCCUACACUGACUUUCACCACACCGCCUACACGCUCUACAGCCCCGUGGACACGCCGACAGUCCUCGCAGAGGCGUGCGGCGGCGGCGGCGAGGGCUCAGAUGAGGCAGGGGGGGCGGACGAAGGGGGGGGGCAGGGGCGGCGGCGGACGGCCAGCCAGCCAGCAACCUCGAGCGCUGCCUCGUGCUUCUCCGCGAGCUCGUCUUCGCGCCGCUCCUCGAGGGCGGCGAGCCCCUCGAGGCCGAGCGCCACGCCGUGCUCAGCGAAGAACAACUCAGACACUCUGUGCAGUACCGCGUCGAGAAGAGAAUGUACCAACACCUCCACGGAGGAAACCGCCUCGCCAGACGCUUCCCCAUCGGCCUCACCGAACAAGCUGUCGGGUUGUGCAUGGGGCGUCUCUGUAGCGGGCUGUGGGGCGUAUCUCUGCGCGUCUUUCGUUCGCUGGCGCCCGUCCGCGUAUCUCGCGACGCGUUUUCCGCUUGUUUUGUCAGGGCGUUUCAAGCUUCGCUGGUACCGCCCGGCUAACGCGGUGCUGGUGGUGGUCGCGGACCAAGACGCGGACUUGAUGAUCGAGCUCGCGGAGAGGAUCUUCGCCCCCGUCCCCAUCGACGGCGUGAUGGGGCGAGCCGAGACCGGGGAACCGGAGCCAGGCGCCGCAGGCGCGCCAGCGGACGAAGCCGCGGCAGAAGCGAGCGAAGGGCAGCCGGCGCAGCUCGCCGCGCCUGACGCGGUCACGCGCUUCGUUCACGGAGACAGUUGCGGCGACGACGCGGUCGCGUGGGCGAUUGCAGGCUCGCAGCUCGCGAAACCAGGAGGUGCGUUGCUGCCCCGUCACCCGGACGCGUACCGCGCGCCUGCGCCGCGAGAGGCGCUCUUUCAGCAUCCGCUUCUGAAGGGCUUUGUCGUCGUCAUCGCCGGCAAAGAGGAGCUCUCGCCACUGCGCACCACGCGGAACCUCUUCACGACCCUCGUCGACUCAUGCAUCUCCUGCAUCUUCCACACGCGGAUUAACGACUUGGAGCUCUCGCGCCGGGAGCCGCUGUACCUCUCCGCGUCGUGGAGCUACUCGAACAGCACGCGCGAGAACUGCGGCUGGAAUGUUCUGACGGUCGCGGCGGCGAGUCUCAAAACGUGGCCUGCGGCCGUCCAGGAAGCGAUUGAACAGAUAUCCGCGCUCUGCCAAGUCGGCGUCGAGAAAUUCGAGCUGAACUGGGUGCUCCAGAGUCUACGCAAAAACUAUAGAGACAGCAUGGCGCAGCAGGAUUGCCAGGAGGCGGAAUCGGUGCUCGAGGAGAUCGUCGAGACUCUGACGACGGGAUGCAUCAUGAGCUCACGAAAACAGGAGUACGAGGCCUUCGAUCAACUCGCCGAUAAAAUCACCCCGGAGGUCAUUCGCGCGCGCUGCCGAGAGGUGUUCUACCACAUCACACACUUCUUCGAGGACUACGAAGGCUCGAAGGAGACUCCGCGCGCCUCACUGUUCAUUUACGGCCCGACGCAUGAGCCGCUGGACGAAGACCUCUCUCUGCGCUUCCUCAGUUCGUCCUCGCUGCAGGCGCCGCCGCCGCUCCUCGCGCACCGAGGCAGUAUCGGAAGCAGUGACCAUAUUCCGCAGGGAUCCUCGCCGAUGGGGCGCAACAGACCGAGUCGCAGUCCGUCGCACUCGACUUCUUUUCUGGUUAUGGCCGCGGCGGAUGAGGUCGAGAAGGGAGAGGCGGAGGCCACCGCGCUUCGUGCGGAGGCAAAGGCGAGCGAGUCCGCGGAGGCAGGCUCCGCCGAGCGGCUGCAGAAGGAGGCGCACGCGCCUGCAUUCCUCGUGACCGUUGAAGAAGUUGAGGAGACCAUUCGGCGCGGGCUGCGCAAGAAAGCUGAGCAAGUUUCGUUCAACCUGCCCGACUCGCUGCUCGACAGCGAGGAAUUCGAGGCGCAUUUGGCUGCGCAUCCGCCGGCGUUCAUCCCCCCGUUGACUGAGAAUCGCCUCAAACGCCACGGGCCGUCGCGCGCAGAGGUGUUGCGCGUCUUCUCGCUCUCCGAAGGAUAUCACGACGAGGCGACCGGCAUCCACUUCUGGCGCUUCCAGAACGGUGCAGCCGUGAACGCGAAGGAAACGAACUUCGAGCCCAGUCGGUGUCAGGUGCGCCUCUUUUUCUACGGCGGCGAGUCGAUGGCCAGCGGCGACGAGCGGCAGCUCCUCGACCUCGGCGUCCGCACUCUCAUGGACGGCGGCGUCGCCGGUCACCCCCAGAAGAGCGUCGACAAACUCUGCGCGAUUUGGGGAAUAUACUUAUCUUCGCAAGUGGAACCAGAGGGCGUGACAGUGAACGUAUCUUUUGACACCGGCCAGGAGGAAGUCCUUGAGCGCGUCUUCGAGUUGCUGCAUUGCUACCUGGAGUAUCCGCUGUGGAGUGAAGACGUCUUCGAGCGGCAAAAACAGUUUAUGAAAACGAGCUACGAGAUGUCUCUGUCGAAUCUCGACUUUCUGUCUUCCGUCGCGCUGACCUACCAGCUGUAUCCCCACGAUCGCCGCUGGGUGCCCGCGAGCUCCGCGCAGCUGCAGACCUACACACUCGAGCAGGCGCGCGCCGCAGUCGAGAGGCAAACGCAGCCGCACCUGCUGGAGGUCUCAGUCGUCGGCGAGUUCAAGCCGGAAGAGCUGAAGCUCGUGGCCGCGAGAUACAUCGGAAGUCUGCGCGAGCGCCUCCCGAUCACUUCGCCGAUUCGUCAGAAGAUCGACGAAGAGGGCGUUGUCGAGGGGAUCGUUCCGAUUGAGGCGUUCUCAAAGACGAAAUUCAUCGCGCCGUUUCUUGAGGAAAAGCAGCAAACAGAGAGGUGCUCGGUGACUGUCGCGCUGCCCGGCUUCGGCCGCUACGAGUUCAGCCGCCACGGGAACCAGGCGAGCUUUAAGGAGAGCCCGAGCUACAGAUUCCGCGUCUGGCGCUUCAUCGAGGAAAUCAUCAACGACAGACUCCACAAUGAAAUGCGCGAGAAGCGGCAGCUGGGGUACUCCUUCUCGUGUCGGGCGGCGGCGCUCGAGUUCCAAGAUAACGGUGUCCUUCUCUUCGGCGCGACACCACGGCCGGCGUACGCGGCGAAGGCCUGGGACGCGCUAUGCGCAGUGAUUCGCGAACUUGCGAGCUCGCGACCGCCAAGGAAAGACGAAUUCCUCGCGGCGAAGCAAGUCGUGACAAGCGGCUUCAGCACCAGCUUCAAGACGAACGAAUACUGGAUGACGCUGCUGUUCAGCUUGCAGCUGCCGAUGUCGCCUAAAGACCUCGACUCCAUCAAAGGCAUUCCAGAGUUUUACGAGAGAGUGACGCUCGAAGACGUACACGAGGUCAUGCGUGAGACUCUCUUCGCCACGCCGAUGAUUAGCUGCAUCGCGAUCUCGGGACCGAAGGAGAUCAAAGGUCUCUUGUCGCGAGUUGAACAGGCUGUAGAGGAAAAACUCGGCCGCCAGGUGCUUCAUCUGGCUGGUGCACCAGUGCGUUUUCCUUGGCACGCAACACCAGAGUGGCCUGAGGACCUGCCUGUCGACGAGGAGCGCGCUGUGCUCUCGCGCGCAAGCUCCUUCGCCUCCUCGCGGUCUUCGUUCUCGCUGUCACGUUUUCUCAAGAAGAAGGAGACGUGGAUGAUCCUAGGCACUGCAGUAGCGACCGGAGUGCUGCUGUGGCUGCUCUCCUCGAAGAGACGAUAA
Besnoitia besnoiti is the source of this 5220-nucleotide messenger RNA. RefSeq lists its product as uncharacterized. Gene Ontology annotation, molecular function: metal ion binding. Bases 1 to 5220 code for a protein of 1739 amino acids. The transcript is spliced from 22 exons. The record is from RefSeq and is a predicted model, not a curated record. Lineage: Eukaryota; Apicomplexa; Conoidasida; Eucoccidiorida; Sarcocystidae.